Molecule: messenger RNA, 900 nt
Organism: Corticium candelabrum
Lineage: Eukaryota; Metazoa; Porifera; Homoscleromorpha; Homosclerophorida; Plakinidae
Exons: 5
Coding region: 21-719 (232 amino acids)
Biological process (GO): interstrand cross-link repair; recombinational repair
Cellular component (GO): mitochondrial chromosome; mitochondrial nucleoid
Molecular function (GO): single-stranded DNA binding
Source: RefSeq, a predicted model, not a curated record
AAGUUGAUUUCAAUAUUACAAUGUUUUGGCGUGGCGUUACGUUUGUCUGCGAGCGUGCAUUCUUGUUUUCUUCUCGAGUUCAGCCUAAGCCUACUCACCUACGACUUUUGUCUGAAGCCACGGCCAAGCAAUCGCAGUCGACGAGCAACUAUGAUCAACAUACAGAAAGCGUUACCGAUCCUUUCAAGGGUAUUGCAGCUGAACCAUUUUCUCGAGAAAUUAUACAAGUUCUUGAAUCAUCACUAAAGACUGAUGACAUUGAAAUAAAACCAGAUGGUUUGAUCUACCUACCUGAAAUCAAGUAUCGACGCGUCUUGAAUGCUGCCUUUGGUCCAGGUGGUUGGGCAUUGAUGCCUCGUGGAGAAUCACUCCAAUUUCAAGGUGAAGGAGAUGCAGGUCAUCUUGUUACUCGUGAGUACGCUCUCUUUUGUCAUGGUCGAUUUGUCUCCCAAGCAACUGGAGAACACAACUAUUACCCGACACGAGGCGGGAUGACAUUUGGGAAAGCAUGCGAAUCUGCCAAGUCUAAUGCAUUGAUGAGAUGCUGUAAGGACCUAGGAAUUGCUAGUGACUUGUGGGAUCCACAGUUUGUUGCAAAAUGGAAGGCUGCAAAUGCUGCAGAAGUGUGGUGUGAGAACGUUCGUACCAAAGAAAGGAGGAAGUUAUGGCGCCGCAAAGACUCAGAUGACGUCUUCCCUUACCCAUGGAAAUCUGUUUGACAUGCUACAAUUUAGAAAACUUUCAUGCUUGCCAACAUGGUAGGAUGUUGAGUUAUGGGGUUUUUUGGUUCAUAAUCUAUGUUAAUAAUAAUGCGUUAUAUGUUGUAGUUCAUAGUUGUGUUGUCACUUGGUCUUGUGCCAGUGCCCUGAUCGACUUCACAAAACAUGCUAUGAAAAAUCC